CGGUCUACCUCUGCGCUGCACCCACUACGACCUGCUGGUCGGUCGGCAGUGAGUGCCAGAGUUCAUUCCAGACCGUUCAGACCUCAGUUAGUCACGACUCGCGCGUAUAAUAAAGCAUGGCCCCGCCGGUUUGAGGUUUUGUCGACGUUUGUCAAACAGUGGCCAUAAAAUCAGUAAUAAUAUCUGAAAAGCCAGACGGGAAUUCGGCCGGUUUCGUUGGACGAUUUUGCGAUUUAUUCGUGCCGGAAUCAUCUUGUCGGUUGACUUCUACUUUGUUUGAAAAUGGUUCAAAUGCAGGUAACACAGACGAGCUCUCCGAGCAUCAGUACAGUCAUCGUGGAACUCGAUGGCGGCAUACAAAAUCCAGCCUGUCAAGAUGACCUCCAUGAGAAUUGUUAUUCGGAAAGACAAGACUGUGAAUCGAUGAGGAGGCCUACCACUAAUAAAUCUACGGAACUAUUGACGAUCCAAAGCACCGAUAGAUUGGACUGCACAGUCGUCGUCGGCAGCACCGUGGAUCCGACGGGGACAAGUUCCGGGUCCAAGGGUGCCCGCGAAAAGAUCAUGAAUGCUUGUCGAAGUCUUUGGCACUGGCGACUACUAAUCGACAUCCUAAUCGUCGUAACAGUGGUCGUCUUCAUCGGUGUCGUAGAAUUUGGAAUUUUCCCUCAACAGCAGAUCGGUUUUUACUGCAAUGAUCCAGGACUUUCUUAUAAAUUCACCGGGGAUACCAUUUCUUUCUCCGUUCUUCUGGGUGGCAGUAUUAUUUUGCCAUUGAUAGUGAUGUGGAUAGCCGAAUGGACCUGCCAUAAACCGGACAGCUAUAGGAGCUUGAGGCCAGGAUGCGUCGGAACCAGAGGAAAGCAGAUAUGGACGUGGUAUGGACAUUACACGACAGCAUGCGUCGCCAUAACAUGCAUACUUGAGUUAGUCAAAACUCUUGUUGGUGCACCGAGGCCCCACUUUUUUGAUACGUGUAAACCACGCGAGAUGUACAAUUGCACAGAAACGUAUGUCCAGUCUUACACAUGCACAAAUACGGAAAGCAGUGCCUGGGUUGUGUCUGAUUCAAGCAAAUCUUUUCCGUCUGGACACUCAAUUCUGUCAAUGUAUACCUCGGUUUACAUAAUUUAUUACCUCCAAAACCGUCUGCCCAGUGGAACGUUAACCACCCUGUUCAAACCCUGGAUGCAGUGCAUGGUUCUUUGCUGGGGCAUCGUCUGCUGUGUGACUAGAUUAAGCGAUCACAGACAUCACUGGUGGGAUGUCCUGGCUGGAAUUAUUAUGGGAAUCGCCGCUGGUUUUUACUGCGUCAAAGUGAAUUGCAAGGAAUUUGUUCUUAAAGACGAUAGCUCUGAUUGGGCUCAUGGUGAAUCUGUUGAAAACGGACACAACGGUUACGACAAUAGACGGCAUCAGAGCGUUAGGAAAUUAUUGAGUAAUACCAGCGUAGAAAAUCGCGAAAUGGGUGACGUCGUCACACCUAGCUGGAAAGAAUAAAUUGACUUUCUCUCAAUGUUCAGAAAUUGAGAGAUAGUUAUGAUUACCGAAAUUAUUGUUAUCUUUGUUAAAUGUGUGUAAAUGGAUGAUUGUGUGUAUUUAGUGAACUAUGUGGCUUAUACCCUACUUCAAUAUUUUAUGAUGAAAAACAAAGGAUCACUUGCCCGCUUGAAUUUUAUAGAAUGUACACUUUGUUAUUGUGAAUAUCUUUGUUUUUCCGCAACAUGGGUAUAAGUUUCGACAUCUAUGUGUGGACCAAUUACGUGUGAUAGAAUAUUGAUUUGAAAUAAUUCACUUGGUUUUCAUUGGCGGACCUCGGAUCAUUCAAAUUGAAUUGAGUAAAAUAACUCAUAGAUAUCUGCAAUCAAUUAAUUGUUAUUCUUUACUCGUUAAAAAAAUGCAUCACACAGGUCGAAUGAUUUGUUGUAAAUACUUGUAUAGAUUAAUAUUACGAAAUAAUUUAUAUUAGAAUGUAAUGUUAUUUAAGUA
This is a messenger RNA of Diprion similis, 1989 nucleotides long. Its product is annotated as phospholipid phosphatase 1-like. The transcript has 7 exons. The coding region runs from base 283 to 1500 and encodes 405 amino acids. The record is from RefSeq and is a predicted model, not a curated record. Gene Ontology annotation, molecular function: phosphatidate phosphatase activity. NCBI's taxonomy places the organism in Eukaryota, Metazoa, Arthropoda, Insecta, Hymenoptera, Diprionidae. Gene Ontology annotation, biological process: signal transduction; phospholipid metabolic process; phospholipid dephosphorylation.